GGGGGGGGGGGGAGAGACUGCAAGGGAUUUUCAGAUUUCCACUUUGCCCUUCCCGUGCUCUGCUGCUGCGUCGCUUGUGCCCCGAAUUGCCCACAGAGUGUGACCCCGUCGCUAACGCGUCUCGGAUUGUGGAUGCGUCUCGUGAAUGCAACUUGGGUUGUUAGAAUCGCCCGCAUUUUCCAAUCCACCCUCGCCUUGCCGUUGGUUUGUUCGCAUCUAGGUUGCCUCCCUGCCUACCCGCGAUCGUAUUGGUGUCGUUGAGAGUUAUCUCGGUUGCUGAUUAUUGUGCGCGAAAGAACUUGGAAUUGGCGUGUGCUCUGUUUGACUUCGCUUUGUUGAUUCUUAUCUGCGUCGGUUAGAGGUGGUUUGAAGCUCCCCGUUUUUGUUCUUCGUAAGCCGCGCUGGUUUGGAAGAAUUGUUUAUCAGUGUAGUCCAGACUCGCCGGAUUAUUGAGCUGCAUACGGAGUAUCUGCAGUUCCAGGGCUUGACUAGAUUCUUCGAUCUCUGCAUCUGUUCUCAAAAUGCCAGAACCUUCUGUGAACGAAGACACUAAGGUUAGAGAAAAGUCCCUGAAACGUAUGGCUUCUCCGACCUGCGGGUCCUCUCCUUCGUACGCGAGGUGUUCAGACUGUCCGGGGAGAAACAGAACGCCCAUGCUUCACGCUGAUCAUUGUUCAUCUGAUAAUGUAAUGCUCAACGAAUCUGGUGUGGAAUCGGAAGUCAAAGCAGAGGUCGUUCUUAACAAAGCUCCUCAAAAUCAAGCCAUUGAAUCUUCACCUAGCUGCAGCUUUCGACAACAAUUUGAAGUGGGCACGAUUUCCCAAUUUAAAGAUUCGAAAGUGAAAGACUGUGAAGAGGCGCCAUCACCCUCCGACACUGCUUCAUGCGUCGCCGAUCCUUCCGUGUUUGACUCGACCCCCGACAUCAGAAAUGCCCUUACUUUGAGUCCUCGCAAGAGGCCUCGCAACUAUUUUACGUCCGAAGUUAGUGUCGGAACUAAGGAAUUGAAAAGGAUUGGGGAACUGCCAGAGCAACCAGAAUCUUCUAAAGCCCGAGUAAUUAACCACCUGCUCUGCGCACAAUCUUACGCCACGACAAGUCCCGACAUUUCUUAUUCGCCCAGCUUUUCAAUCGACCUUGAUUCCGAUUCACCUGGUGGGAUAAGAUCCGAUUUUGUAGAAUUCUACGAUAUUGGGUAGGUUUGGAGAGGAACUCGCUAUCACCAGUGACAUCUUUUACAACUCGUGUGUUUCGGGUCCGUAUUACCGACUAGCUGGUCACUUUUUAUCGAGCAGAGCAAGCAGCCUUCCUUGGCUACGAUUCAACGACUGCUGCGACUCGACAGACUGGCGCUGGGAGAACUGCUGAAGUGGUACAAUGCCAACAUUAUUUUCUAGAGUGAGGAAGCCAUUAUAUUAUCCUGUCCGUGUAUUCUAACUAUGUUAAGGCUAUUUGCUUUGAGAUCCCAGGGGCAUGUCGCGAAUUCUGCAUAGAAUGUCUUGUAUGUGCAUUGGUGGUAUAUAGUAGUUGCCGCUCCGACACCAAAACCCGCUUCAAUAAUUUGGUUUCUCAAGUAUUUGUCAGAAAUUUUCAGGUGAUUAGUAGUAGAGUACAUAUAUAUGUUUCCCAUUUUCUUGUUUUCCUACUAUAAGUGAACCAAGAAAGGGUAAAAGAUGCUAUGGUCUUGGAACGUUGUCGUGCCUAAGAAGACAUUCUUUAUUCUAAUGAUAAUUGAUACACAUUUUACAUUCAUUUCAAAGAA
Molecule: messenger RNA, 1762 nt
Organism: Physcomitrium patens
Lineage: Eukaryota; Viridiplantae; Streptophyta; Bryopsida; Funariales; Funariaceae
Source: RefSeq, a predicted model, not a curated record